Messenger RNA from Colletotrichum graminicola M1.001, 1332 nucleotides. Its product is annotated as glutathionylspermidine synthase. The annotation marks the transcript as partial. Lineage: Eukaryota; Fungi; Ascomycota; Sordariomycetes; Glomerellales; Glomerellaceae. The transcript has a single exon. The record is from RefSeq and is a predicted model, not a curated record.
AUGCGCCGUAUCCCCGUGCAGAAACGAAAAAAUGCGACGCGACUCGUGCAGAGCCAGGGUCUGGUUUACGGCCACCUCAGUUCAUACCGCACCACAGAGCCGUACUGGCCAGAUAACCGAUACUACUCGUUCACCCUUGAGGAAAUAACACUGCUCGAGAACGCCGCCAAGGACGUCUUUGCAAUGUGCUGCGAGGCGGCCGACUACCUCGUCGAGCACUCGGACAUUAUUACCGAGAAGAUGGGAGUUCCCGCCUUCGCGUUACAGCAGAUCAUGGAAUCAUGGGACCGUGAAUCUCCCUGGGGCAGCAUCUACGGGCGUUUUGAUGUUUGUUUUGGGGGGCUAGAUCAUGCGGAUUCAAGGCUACGGGUGCCAAAGUUCUACGAAUUCAACGCGGAUACACCAACAUCGCUUGUCGAGGCCUGUUUGAUCCAGUGGCUGUGGCUUGAACAAACUGGCUACGGGAAUGACCAAUUCAACAAUAUACAUGAGGCACUGAUUGAAGGCUGGGGACGUAAUCUCACGCUUAUUGAGAAAAAGCUCGGCCAUAAACCUACGGUUCACUUUGCUUUCAGCAGCGGCAAUCAUUCAGGCGAAGAUAUGAUGAACACUAUGCUUCUAUUGGAAACAUGCCAACAAGCCGGCUGGGCUGCUAAGAAGCUGAAUAUGGAGGAGAUAUCUCUCUCCACGGAGGAUGGACGCUUUUAUGACAUGGAGGGCCAGCACAUUGACGUCAUUUUCAAGCUCUAUCCUUGGGAGUUCAUGACAGGACAGGAGUUUGCGAAACCGUGCUUCAAGGAUAUGGACAAUGUUGGCAAGCGUGAUGAGGAGGGCAACUAUAUCGGUGGAACUAUCUGGAUCGAGGCACCUUAUAAAAUGCUGUGGAGUAACAAGUCACUGUUUGCAAUCCUGUGGGAGCUUUUCAAGGACGACCCGCGGUCAAAGUGGCUACUUCCGACGUACUUCGAUAACGAAGCACCGACAUCACUAACGAGCUUUGCCCGAAAGCCAAUAUUUGCACGCGAGGGUGCUGACAUCGUGUUGAAAGAGAAAGGCAAGGUGGUCCAGGACUCAUCGGUGGGAUGGUAUGGAGCAGAGGGGUAUGUGAUACAGGAGCUCGCGUUGCUGCCAGAGUUCAAAGAUAUACAGGGAAAAUCGCAUUACCCUGUCCUUGGUCUCUGGAUGGUGGAUGGCGACUCGGUAGGAAUGGGCAUUCGCGAGGAUGAGACGCCGGUCACUACCAACGAAUCGGUAUUUGUUCCACAUUCCAUUGAAGAUGGGCCUGUUACCUAUCAACGGCAAGAGAUCCCUAGUGAUGAGGAGAUUGAACAG